This is a messenger RNA of Nothobranchius furzeri (turquoise killifish), 2925 nucleotides long. It is a transcript of the gene p2rx5, whose product is annotated as purinergic receptor P2X, ligand-gated ion channel, 5. Gene Ontology annotation, molecular function: extracellularly ATP-gated monoatomic cation channel activity; purinergic nucleotide receptor activity. The record is from RefSeq and is a predicted model, not a curated record. Gene Ontology annotation, cellular component: nuclear inner membrane; plasma membrane. Gene Ontology annotation, biological process: calcium ion transmembrane transport; response to ATP. NCBI's taxonomy places the organism in Eukaryota, Metazoa, Chordata, Actinopteri, Cyprinodontiformes, Nothobranchiidae.
GUGACACGUGCAUAACCAGGGUUGGGCAAUCCUGUUCUAAUCUGGUCCAUGAGGUAAUGGAUUUUAAGUGAGGGGUAGAAGGUAGUUGGAUUUUAAAGUUCAAAGUAAAGUCACUAGAUGUCACUGCUGCACAAGUAAUUAUAACAUUAAAAGUGUAAAACACAAAUGGGCCAUCCAAAUAAAUCCUCACCUAAAAGGUGCAAAAAUGUCCUGCCACAACAAGAGCACGAGUGUAACCUUGUCAAAUAAAAGCCAGGACCUCCAACUCUUACCCAUACACAAUAGUAAUUCCAAAAAAUUGUAAACUAAAUUUGUAGGCUUUCUCAUUUUGGGGUUGGUUGUGAUUGUAUAGUAAUCAAGUUUUGGCAACCAGAUAUUGGGACAAAAAGUUAUGCUAGUCCUAGAAAUCUAUUAGCAUCGGUGGAAGUGUCACUACAUGAAGAAAUUGAAAGAUUUCCUAAUUGUUGCAUUUCACGAGUACAGCUCUAACUGCAGUAAUACAUUUGGAGCAGAUGUUCAAGACAAUUAAGGCUAGAUGGAGUUUCUACUCAGGCUGAAAUUUGCACUUUCAAAUGUUAAUAAAGGUAAUGUAUUUGUUAAAAUAUGUGGCUCUCUAAAUUAAAUGGUUCCUGCUUCACAUCAGAGAUCCUACUGGGCAUGAAAGCAAAUGCAUUCAGUGACCUGUUCCAGAGAGAGCUGCAUGAGUUAAAUUUAACAAAGUCUUCUAACAGAUUGAUCUUUUAACACCAGAACCUAUUUAGCUACACAACUGAAGCUUCUGAGUCAUAGAUGAAAGAGACUUUUAUUUCCACCCUCUAUAAACAUCUACUCAAGCCUCAUCCUCAGACCCCUGCCUCAGUGGGCUGGCCCCUUGGACAACGGGCAAACCGACAACUGCACGUUUUAGCUGAGGGUUGCUGUUUCACUCAGCUGCAGGGCGUGGGGACAAAUGGCUGGCUGGGGGGGCUUCUUCUUCUCUCUCCUCAACUACAAGACAGAGAAAUAUGUCAUCGCCGAAAACAGGAGGAUUGGGAUUUUGUUCCGGCUCUAUCAGCUGGCCGUGCUGGGAUACAUAAUCGGGUGGGUUUUUAUCGUGAAGAAAGGAUACCAGGAGAAAGAGGAGGCAAUCCAGACUUCAGUCAUCACCAAGCUUAAAGGUGUGACCCUGACCAACACCUCUGAGACAGGACCUUACCUGUGGGGUGCCGAGGACUAUGUCAUACCUCCGAAUGGUGAGCAGGUGUUCUUCAUAGUAACAAAUUACAUUGAAACACCUAAUCAGAGGCUGGGCUUCUGUGCUGAGAGUUUCAAGAUUCCAGACGGACGAUGUCAAAGCGACGGUGACUGUCUCGAAGGGGAGAGCGUGACAGCUGGGAAUGGAAUAAAGACCGGCAUGUGUCUGAACAGCACGGGGACCUGUGAAAUUCACGCUUGGUGUCCUGUUGAACACAGCAAAAAACCUGCGGAGCCUUUACUGAGCGAAUCAGAAAACUUCACCAUCUACAUCAAAAACUUCAUCAGGUUCCCAAAGUUUGAAUUCUCCAAGUCCAACGUCUUGGAAACAUCUGAUGAAAGCUACUUGAAGACGUGUUCUUAUGACAAAGAGAACCACCCAUACUGCCCCAUCUUCCGACUCGGAGAUCUUGUCAGCAGCACUGGACAUGCCUACCAGGACAUGGCAGCAAAGGGCGGCACCAUCGGUGUUCUCAUCCAGUGGAUCUGUGACCUGGACAAAGACUCCUCUAAAUGUAAUCCACAGUACAGCUUCACACGUUUGGACAUGAACUUAAAUAAUACGGUUACAUCCGGAUACAACUUUAGGUACGCCAGGUACCACAAGGAUGAAAAGGGUGAAACGUAUCGCACGCUCUACAAAGUGUACGGGAUUCGUUUUGACAUAAUGGUCAACGGGCAGGCUGGAAAAUUCAACAUCAUUCCCACAAUCAUUGCGAUUGGCUCUGGUGUUGCUCUGAUAGGAGUCGGAGCCUUUGCAUGCGACAUGAUACUACUCUACAUGAUGAACACAAGCUCCUACUACAGAGAGAGGAAAUUUGAAAUUAUCAAUUUCAAGAAAGAUCGAAACAAACAAAAGGAUGGGAAGACUGGUCAGAAGAGAUCCAGGAAAGCUGAUCCAGAAAAAGAUGCUUCCAACUCCAUUAAAAAGCCAGAGGGCAGUGACCUCGCCUUGGAACGUCCCACUCCAGACGACAACCAGCUUCCUGUGGACAAUCGAGGUCCCACUAUUCCACGCAACACGGGCCAGCGAUACUCGUCUAUGGCCUCUCACAAAGGCUCGGCACAGAAACAUCACAUCACUUUUGCUUCACUUAACUAGGUCUGCAGGUGAUGCAUCCUUAAGUCACACUGACAUUAUGGUCACGAUCACGUGUGAAGACUGAAGAACUGUUGGUCAAAGAAAAUCUUUCACAAGGAACAAGAAGGGCCAGAACACUGUUGUAUGCAGACAGGUGGCUGCGUACGGUCAGUUAUUCCUUAUUUAAUUAAACAAAUACUUUGACAAAUAUUUGUGACACUAAAGCAAAUCCGUUUGUGCUCUUUAAAGCUAAGAUUCCAUAAUAACUAAAGAAUAAAAAAGCAUUAACAGAAAACUUAUUUUAACCUGGUUACAACAGAUACAGUUGUAUGAAAGUACACUUGAGGUAAAAAUAACAACUACCAGGUCUCUUAAUGGUUGUAGACAUGGUCUGCAUUUGUGUUGUAAAAUGUAGCAACUUUAACCUGACGUUCAGUAACCUGAGAACUUUUACUAUUUAGUUGCAAACCUGAGAAAAGCCAUCUGCUACACACCUGUGAUAAUGUGGUUUUGUGCUGGCGGUAAAAUGGACUCAGAUGAAUGACUUCCUUUUCUGUUUGCAAACACCAUAGCUAUUUAUUAUUAAAUGUAUUUUUAUUGUUGGAAGCAAA